CAGCUUCAAAACCAUCAUCAAACACCCGUUGCGGCUUGCGCCAGCGGGCAGCCCGCUCUCCUCACCUCGGCUCCUCUCCCGCAGUCCCACACACUCCCACGCGCAUUCCGCCGCGCGGCUCCCGAGAGAAAGAAAGAGAGAGAGGAGAUGGCCAGGCACGCCAAGACGGACUCCGACGUGACGAGCCUGGCGGCGUCCACGCCGCCGCGGUCCCCGCGUGGCCGCCCGGCCUACUACGUGCUCAGCCCCGCCGCCUCCCACCCGGACGUCCACGUCGGCGGCGUCGCGGGGACCACCCCGGCCGAGUCGCCGCUCCACUACCACUUCCACCACCACCACCGUGGCUCGAGCGGCGGCGUCGGCGACGGCGGAGCCGGCGCCGGGGGCGGCGGCAUGCACCACUCCCGGGAGUCCUCCACGGGGCGGCUCCUCUUCUCCGACCAGCUCCGCUCCGGCGGCGACGUCGCCGCCGUGGUGAGCGUCCCCUGGCGCCGGCUCGGGCACGGCGGCAGCGGCGCGGGCAGCGUCGGGGACGACGACGGCGGCGCGUCCCUGACGCGCGGCGGGUUCGCGGACUCGCCGUGGCGGUGCUACGCGCUCGGCGCGUUCGCGUUCGUCGCCGUGUUCGCCUUCUUCCUGCUCGUGCUCUGGGGCGCCAGCAGGUCGUACAAGCCUCAUGUCGUCGUCAAGAGCGUGGUGUUCGAGUCGUACCACAUCCAGGGCGGCACGGACCGGACGGGCGUCCCGACGAAGAUGAUGUCGGUGAACGCGACGGUGCGGCUGCGCUUCCGCAACCGGGGCACCUUCUUCAGCCUGCACGUCACGGCCACGCCGUUCCUCCUCUUCUACGGCGACCUCACCGUCGCCUCCGGAGACAUGGCGGAGUUCUACCAGCCGCGGAAGAGCGGGCGGAUGGUGACGGUGUCCGUGGUGGGGAAGCAGGUGCCGCUCUACGGCGCGGGCGCGGGCCUGCACAGCAAGCCCAACAACGGCCGCCUCGGCGCCGCGGUGGUGCCCGUCGAGCUCGACCUCGUGCUGCGCGCGCGCGCCCACAUCCUCGGCCUCCUCGUCAAGUCCAAGUUCUACCGCCGCGUGCACUGCCGCCUCCACAUCCACGAGGCGCACCUCGGCAGGCCCGCACGCGGCGUCGCCGCCGGAUGCCAGUACCACGACGGCCUCCGAUGAUCGACAUCAUUGGGUCGGGUCCGGCUCCGGCAGGGUUGUUGAACUGGGACUUUCGAUGUGGGUCCAUUGGGUCUGAUGAUGGAUUCAUGACAGGAAAAUGAACCCGUUCUAAUGUAACGGGGCCGUCGACAGUCUGGGUGUAGCUUGGCUAGUGUGACAGUAUAUUGCAUUAUAAUUAAUUCCUCUGCCGAAACCAUGAAGAACCGCAGUGACUGGUGGCUAAUGCGACGAGUAUUGCUACGGGCGGCUUCCGUUAAUAUUCUAGUUCCCGUAUCACGUUCCCGCUCUCCCAAUCGUGGGAGCGGGGGUCUCCCACUCUCUCUGGAAACUGCCCUAUCAAAGACAUGUAUAAAUACAUUUAUAUUGUUUAUCAAUAAAGUAGAUCCUUUCACUUUUA
Sorghum bicolor (sorghum) is the source of this 1582-nucleotide messenger RNA. RefSeq lists its product as uncharacterized. Bases 148 to 1185 code for a protein of 345 amino acids. The transcript has 3 exons. Lineage: Eukaryota; Viridiplantae; Streptophyta; Magnoliopsida; Poales; Poaceae. The record is from RefSeq and is a predicted model, not a curated record.